Exophiala viscosa is the source of this 2064-nucleotide messenger RNA. Its product is annotated as actin-domain-containing protein. Gene Ontology annotation, molecular function: nucleosome binding. The transcript has 9 exons. Lineage: Eukaryota; Fungi; Ascomycota; Eurotiomycetes; Chaetothyriales; Herpotrichiellaceae. The coding region runs from base 1 to 2064 and encodes 687 amino acids. Gene Ontology annotation, cellular component: Swr1 complex. The record is from RefSeq and is a predicted model, not a curated record.
AUGUCGGCACUGAAAUUUGUGCGCUCCGUGUGGGAGUCGUUUCAAUCGACUUCUGGGGUUGAGCCACGCUUGAUCAACACUUUAAGGAUAACAGCGGUUGAGCCAGGCAAAGUGAACUUUGAACUACCUAUUGAGCAGCAUCACACGAAUCGGUUGGGCAUACUGCAUGGUGCCACCCUUGCCACGAUGGUCGAUACGAGUGGUUCACUUGCGCUUGCGUCUCGAGGCCUGUAUUCGACGGGAGUCUCGACGGAUAUCAGCGUGACCUACCUGGGUGCUGGCGGCAAGGUAGGUGAUGUGGUCAAGGGAGAGGUUAUCUGCGACAAAUUUGGCAAGACACUCGCUUUCACAUCCGUCAAAUUCAUGAACAGCAAAAACGAAAUCGUCGCCCGAGGCAGUCAUACGAAAUUCGUGGCUUCUGCAUUUAAGGACGAAAGAAAUAUCACCGAUGAGCUGAAACCAGAGGUGGAGAUGUACAUGCAGCAAGAGCCUUUCGAAGCUAGAUCCUGCAUUUGGACUUGUUAUGUUAGAGACUUGUGCGGAAGGCUUAGAGAUUGGCAUUUUGAUGAGACCCAUCAAAGCACAUACUCCUGUGGCUUCCCAGCCUGCCAUGAAGGCAGCGCCACUGCUUUGAACAUGGCACCACGCGCCUCCAAAUCCUCUGCGCGUGGCAUUCCAGGCCUUCCUCCUACCACCUUCGUUCUUGACAACGGCGGUUACACUAUCAAGGCUGGGUUCGCACCAGCGCCAUUCGUAUCUGAUCAGGACGCGCUUUUCAAGUGCCGUGUAAUUCCCAAUGCCAUUGUGCGCAGUCGCGACAGGAAAGUCUAUGUUGGCUCACAUUCGGAAGAAAUCACACAAUGGAGCGAAGCAUUAUUCCGGCGGCCUGUCGAAAAUGGACAAGUAGUGAGCUGGGAGACUCAGAAAGAGAUAUGGGAUCAAUCAUUCUUCGAUGAGAGUACUGCUACCACAGAGUUGCUGAUCACGAGUCCGGAAGAUACAACGCUGAUCUUCACCGAGCCACCAAAUACCAUGCCCGCACUACAGAAAAAUGCCGACGAGAUCAUCAUGGAGGAAUGGGGCUUCGGGGGCUAUUCCAGGAUUAUUGGUCCAUCCCUGAAUGCGUACAACGAUCUCCAUCCUCUGUUCGAAGAAACAUCGUCUCCUGCAAGUGACUCCAUGAAAAUGGAAUGCCUCCUUGUCAUUGACAGCGGCUACAGCCACACCACAAUCACUCCGACAUUUAAUGGUCGUCCAAUGCAUCGCGCCAUUCGUCGCCUCGACUUUGGCGGAAAGCAUCUCACCAACCUGCUGAAAGAGGUCAUAUCCGUACGUCACUUCGACCUACACCAAGACACCAAGAUCGUCAACGACAUCAAGGAGGAGGUGUCUUUCGUCAGUAGCGACCUCAGACGUGGUCUAGAGAAGACGUGGAAGGGCAAUAAGAGUCACCAAACUCCAGUGCCAACCAAAGUGCUGGAAGGAGAUGGCGCUGUGAAGGCGGAGCAACAGGCUCUGAGCGAUGAAUUCCGCCUCGACUAUAUCCUUCCAGAUGGCAUGCACAUACUGAAGGGAUUCAGUCGACCCCAUGACCCUAGCCCGGCAGCACGAAAACGUAAACAAGCAGCACUGGCGUCAGGAACUGCGGAUGCGGAGAUCUCGAUGACUCUUGGAAAUGAGCGUUUCACCGUUCCAGAGAUACUCUUCUCGCCCAGCGAUAUUGGGUCCAAACAGCCAGGCUUAGCAGACAUCGUCAUGCAGUCGCUCGCAGUGCUUCCUCCUCUUGUGCAAGCCACUAUGCUAUGCAACGUACUCGUUGUGGGCGGUACGGCGAAGAUUCCAGGUUUCGUCGAGCGUAUUGAAGCUGAGCUACGCACAAGAGUGAAGGCGGAGUGGAUAGUUCGUGUCCGCAAGAUGGAGGACUCCAUCACUUCCACUUGGCUUGGUGGUGCGAGGAUGGCAAGUCGUUCUCCUGAGAUUGUCAGAGAAUAUGGCAUCACUCGGGAGGAGUACCUCGAACAUGGCAGUGCAUGGGCGGCGAGACGAUUCAGGUCGUUGAGUUGA